Messenger RNA from Priapulus caudatus, 557 nucleotides. RefSeq names its product 60S ribosomal protein L14-like. Lineage: Eukaryota; Metazoa; Priapulida; Priapulimorpha; Priapulimorphida; Priapulidae. Gene Ontology annotation, cellular component: cytosolic large ribosomal subunit; ribosome. Gene Ontology annotation, molecular function: structural constituent of ribosome; RNA binding. The coding region runs from base 56 to 505 and encodes 149 amino acids. The transcript has 5 exons. Gene Ontology annotation, biological process: translation; ribosomal large subunit biogenesis. The record is from RefSeq and is a predicted model, not a curated record.
ACUCGCAACCGCACGUCUACCUUCUUUCUGAUUUUGGUGUGGAAACCGUGGCGAAAUGCCGUUCACAAAGUUUGUUGAGGCUGGCCGCAUUGCCUACAUUCCGUUUGGAACUGACCAUGGCAAGCUGUGUGUUAUUGUUGACGUAAUUGAUCAAAACAGGGCACUGAUUGAUGGACCAUGUAGUGGAGUGAAACGUCAGGAAAUCAACUUCAAGCGUAUGCACCUCACCAAGUUCCUUCUCAAACUCCAUCACUCUGCCCGCACACGCACCGUGCGAAAGGCAUGGGCAGAAGCUGGAAUUGAGAAGCAGUGGAAGGAGACAACAUGGGCCAAAAAGAUCGAUGCCAGAGAAAAGAGAGCUGUAAUGUCAGACUUCGAUCGGUUUAAGCUGAUGAAGGCAAAGCAGAUGAGAAAUCGUUUGAUCCGCCAUGAGAUGGGGAAGCUGACUUGGGCUAAGAAGGGAAAGCAGCCACGAGUGUGGAAAAGGGCGGAGAAGGCAAAAUAAAUAAUUCUCUGUAUAAGAUUUUGUAUAGCAGAAAAAAAAUGAUGUUCCAUCA